Messenger RNA from Gigantopelta aegis, 4959 nucleotides. Its product is annotated as tonsoku-like protein. The transcript has 23 exons. The record is from RefSeq and is a predicted model, not a curated record. The coding region runs from base 507 to 4574 and encodes 1355 amino acids. Lineage: Eukaryota; Metazoa; Mollusca; Gastropoda; Neomphalida; Peltospiridae. Gene Ontology annotation, molecular function: protein binding.
GGUACACAUUUGUGGUUUUUUCAUUGGUGCAUUAAGUGUAUUCGACUCCAAAACAGCCGGCUUUUACUACAACGCGAGCUUCGGACAUGGUGACCGGCGCAAUCGACAUUGUUACUGACUAGUUACAAAUUUGUACCGGACAAUGACCGUGACCGGCCGCUUAUUUCAAGGCUUGCUGCAGAGGGUAUGGUGGGCCUCCCCUAGAAAGAAAAUGGGUUAGGGUUAGGGUUAAGAAAAUAAUUCAGUAAUGAUAAGGGUCAUUAAUUUUGUCAAACGGUCAACUUAAAAAAUGUUUAGUCAACUUAAAAAAAAAAUUGACUGAGUACAUGACGUUUCCGUUCUCAGAAUACUGCUAAAAUUCCAAAGCAAAAUUGCUAUUGAAAAUUACUAAAGUACCAUGCUGUAUAAAAAAAAAAAAUAAAAAAAAAAAAAAAAAUCUAGUAACAAAUUGUACUAUUUAUGUAAUAUGUAUUUGAAGUGAAAUUACGGUAAGCUAUGUUAGAUUUAUGCUGUACGAAGCCAAUUUAAGAAUGUCUGAACUUCUUUUUUUUUCCCCAGGAUUAAGGAGGGACAAACGUAAAGAAGAGAAAAAGAACAACCUCCGAGAAGUAGCACAGAUUUGUAACUGUAUUGGUGAACUACUCUCAAAAUAUGGCCGAUACGAAGAUGCGAUCACAGAACACGAAGCUGAGCGAGCCCUCAGUGAGGUGUUACAAGACACGAUCGGCGAGGCCGUCGCCUGCAGGAAAAUCGGGGAGUGCUACUGUUUCCUGGAACAGUUUUCUAAAGCGCUGCAGCUACAGCAGCGCCACCUGUCUUUGGCCAGGUCAUGUGACAACGUCUUGGAGGAGCAGCGCGCCCUGGCAACCAUCGGGCGAACCUAUCUGUGUCAGUCGGAGUCUGUCGGGAACUGUUCGCAAGAUACGCUGCGGAAAGCGGAGAACGCAUUCCUCGAGGCUGCCGAAGUAUGUGAGAGGCUGAAGAGUGGGAUAAAGAAUGAAGAGUACCAGGAGAUGAAAGCAAGACUGUUUCUUAACUUAGGACUGGUUCAUGACGCGAAGGGAGAUGUUAGACAAAGUUCAGAGUACAUGAAGAGAGCUAUCACCAUAGCAGAAAAGUACAAACUGUGGAGUGAUCUGUAUCGAUGUCAGUUUUCGCUGGCCUGCAUGUAUCAGAGAAGUGGAAACUUCAGUUCAGCUCUGCGAUUUCUAGAAGGAGCUCACAAGAGCACGAAGAUUCUGAAAGAUAAAUUGUUAGAGGCCGAAUGUCUGACGCAGAAAUCUCAAAUUUUGAUUGAGGUUGGAGAUUUUGCUGGUGCCAAGCACUCGCUGAAGAGAGCCUAUAAACUGGGCACUGCCAUGUCGGAGUCUCGUGUCAGGAUACUUCAUUUCUUUAAAGCAGCUUCAAAGUUGGAGGAGAAGAGUCACGACUUGGACAGUGCUGAUGUCCGAGUACAAUUGAAAGCGUUCGAGUCGAUGGGAGAUGCUGCUGCUGAAAUCACAAACUAUAAACAAGCCAUCCAAUACUACCUCAAAAUGCUGAAAUGUGCUCAGGACUUGAAUGUUAGUAACAGAGAGCUGAUCCCAAUCUAUGUGUCACUGGCUCAGACGUAUCUAGAUGACAAACAGCCUAGUGUGGCUAUCAACUAUUUUAUCAAAGAAACAGAAUGUCGACCCGAUGAUUAUGAACAGGUUUGUCGGACGUGGCUGAACAUCGCUGAUGCUCAGGAACAACAAGGGCUUGGCUACGACAAGAUCAGCAAGUCGUUUCUCACUGCUCUUGACAACGCCAAGAAGGCAAAACACAGAAAACUUCAGGUUCGAGUUUUGAAGUCGUUGAUCGAGACACAAAAAGCGUUUAAGCAGGAGAGACAUCAAGCCCAGACGGAAGACAAACUGUCCAAGUUACGACAGAAGUACGGCUUGGAUUUGGACGAUGAGUUCUCUGAUGAAGAAACCAGUACGCAGCUGUCUGAAGAUGAGGGAAAUCUGAGUAUCACUGAACUCACAGACUCAGAUGAGAGUGAUGAAGAAACUGGGAAUGCCAGACAGGUCAGAGGUGUUUGUUUAAAGAGAAGGACACAGACAAACUUCAAGAGGAAUGAAAAAGGUGAAACGCCCCUGCACCGAGCCUGUAUUGCUGGCAAUUUGAAACAAGUGAAGAAAUUACUAGAUCAGGGCCACCCGGUGAAUCCGCGAGACUACUGUGGCUGGCUGCCGCUACACGAAGCAUCCAACUUCGACUUCAGUGACAUCGUCGAGUUACUGCUGGACCAUGGAGCAGCCAUUGAUGACCGUGGUGGGGAGGGGUGUGGGGGGAUCACCCCACUGAUGGACGCAGGCAGCUCAGGAAGUCUGAACGUGAUGGAGGUUCUCAUUAAACAUGGAGCUAACUUGUGGGCCAAGGAUGAAGAGGGACAAACAGCCUUAGACUGUGUACGAGCGUGGUAUGACCGUGUUGAGGACACACUGACCCGUGAGGUCAAAGUUCACUACCAGCACAUUGUGGAAUUAAUGAGUCAGACUCGUAAAGGUAAUAUCAAUGUUAAACUGUCAAAGUCGUGUUCAGCCAAGUCGAAGGUGCCUAUGGUGAGAAGUAAGCCGGCCCUUGUGCUGGAUGAUGAAGAUUUGAGUGUUUCUCCAUCACUACCAGAUGUUACGUUUCACAAACGGAAGAGCAGAGAGAGUGGGGACACUGUUACCAGAAAUGAAAUUGGGGACCACUGCAGUCUGCUGGACGAGGACAGUGGUGACAUCUACGUUAAUCCACAUCUAGAGGGACAUAACUCUGACCGAGAGACUGCCACUACGGUGUACAGAGAUGCAAUAAAGUCUGUGGGAAGUUCCGCUUUAAGACCAACCCAUCGAGCAAGUAUUUCUACAAAACCACACACGUCAGAAAUUAGCUCUCUACUGACGGAAGAUAAAAUUGUCGGUGAUGACUGGUUGAUAGAGGAUAUAAAAUCAUCGACAAAACGUAAAAGAGUUGAUGUGGACGGAUUUUUUUCUGCAGACCGGUUACGAAACGUCGAUCCUGAUGAUGUGAAAGCGAAGAAGCGAAAGUCGUCCAAUAAUGAUGCUGUUUCAUCAGACUCCAGGGUAGAAACCGAGGUGGAGCGGUGUGAUAUUCAAGAUUAUGAUUCUGAACCAGACGUCAUGCGUGGUGUACGGCAUGAAGACCACAUAGACGUCGACAGAUUGACAGAUCUCGAAAGAGUUUCUGCAUCCGAUUCAGAAUCGUCUGUGAAUGACUUACAGCUUGGUUCUGUGGACAGUCUGUCGAGGUCUACACAAAAGAAAUGGACUGUGAAGAAAAAACAUAAACAGUUGAAGCUCACUAGUUUUGGUACAAGUCAGAAAAGAAAUGUUGUGAAUACCGAAACCAGCUCCAAUUUGAUGGGCGUUUCUUUUACGAACGGAUCUAUUCCAGUUGAAGCAGAUGUCGGUCGCAUUGGCCAGUCUCAGAUUGUGACAUUUGCCGGCUGUCUGAUGAGGUUACGGGUCAAGGUGAUGGAUAAGACGUUUCUGAUACCUGUACCACGAAGUGAGGACAUGAAAACAAUAUCCUGGCUGUCACAGGAGGCAGCACACCGAUACUAUUGUCAGUGUGGGCGUCGCCCACUGUUGACACUGAGUACGAAGGACGAUGCGAUCCUCUCUGCUGAUGAUGUCAUUGGCAUGGUUCUUAGCAACAACGAAGAGCUGGUUGCUGAAGUGGACAGCUGGGAUUUGCCUGCAUUACAAGACCGCUACUCUCAAGCAUGCAAGGCACUACGAGCUGUGCACUACAGGAAUAUAUCAACAAUACUUGAGAUCUGUGACAACACGGGCUCCCUCAGUUUGAAAGAUCUGGCACUGAGGCCUGGACAGAUUCAACCAGUGUUUCGAGCCCUGCAGGGACAGACCAAUCUGACACACCUAAACUUGCAAGGAAACCGUCUGUCUGAUGUUGGAAUGGAAAGUCUUUGUAAAUCGCUUGAGGCAGUUCCAAGUCUCACCGACCUUGACCUUGCAUGUAAUGGAAUAACUAGCCUCGGUUUGAAAUACUUGGCUGACUUGUUAGAAGCUAAAGGUGCAGGUGACCAAUCAAAACCCUUGCAGCUUCUGUUACGUCUAAACCUGAGUAGCAACCCGCUGGGUGAUAGCUCGAUGGAGAGUUUUGUGCGGAUGGUCGCGAAUCUCCCGUCUUUGACAUCCAUCGCUCUCUCCAGCUGCAGACUGACUGUCAAACUCUUCUCUCAACAUCGAGUCGCUCUUUCACAGGCUCUGAGAGCGUCUAAGCUGACCUCUCUGGAUGUGUCCUAUAACAAGUUAGGAUCUCUCGGGCUGGAGCUGUUAUUGAAGUGUCUGAACCCGACGACGAUCUCGACUCUGAACCUGUGUGAGAUUCACACUGGAUCUAACAUCAGUCACCUCAGUCUUCAUCUACAGCAGUACAUCACACAGGAAGGAUGCCAUCUUGAAGAUUUGAAUCUGUCAGGAAAUCACCUCAGCCCAGAUGAUGCUUACUUUUCUUGCAAGAAUUCCAUUGUUGCUGAAGAAAAUAAAGAAUCUGUGCUUCUCAAUGAAUCCUAAAGUUGACAACUGGACAAUUCAAGAACUUCUCCAGGAGAGUGUCAAAGAGAACAGCCUUUUGGAACAUGUCACAGCUGUAGGAUGUGCAAUAAAGUCUCCCUUGGAUUCGAAUUUUCUCGAUGCUCUUAACGAAAAACUGUCUUGUAGUUUUCCUCUGAGUAGUUUGACCUUCACAUGUGACGGCUUAGACCAGGUUGAUACGGACUCCUUGCAACAGAUUUGGACAGAUCGAUGGAAAGAUGCAGCUGAUGUUCAGUUUAAUGGGAAGCACGUACAUCUUGGUAUAUUGGAUAGUGGUGGAUGUGGAACACGUUAAAUAAGAAGAAAAGAAAAUUCACAAAUUAUGUGGUUCGAAUAAUGUAUAUAUAUAUUCAAUUUUAUGAAA